CCUAUUCUCCGAUCCGGGUUAACAUUAUCAAAUUUUGACAAAGAAAACAAGGAAAAAUGAGUGGCAAAUUUGGAUUUCCGAGAAUUGGGAUUAUGGCACAGUGGAGAAAUCUUUUCAUUAUUAUGGUGCAGAUAUAAAUUAGUAUCAUCAAAAUGUCGAAAGCAUCACAAUCCACUAACUUUCGAAAAGUCAAUGUAGAUGAUUUAGAUGAAGAUCGAUUUCAAGAUGAUGCUGGUGAAACGCACGAAUCAUCUGGACCUAGUGAAACUGAUGUUCAGAAUCUACUUAACGCUAAAAAGACAACUGAGGCAUUGAAGUUGUUGUUGAAGAAUCCACCAUAUAGUGGAGGCGCUAAAGAAAAGUCGCAAGCAUUUGCAUUGGUCUUGCGCGUUUUAACACAAUACAAGUCAGCAGAAAUCGAAGGAACAAUGAAACAACUGUCAACGGAUGAGGUGGAUGUUCUGUUGAGAUAUUUAUAUCGUGGUUUUAGUGAGCCAACUGACAGCACUUGUGGAACUCUGCUUAGUUGGCAUGAGAAGGUAGUCGCUGCUGGUGGAUUGGGAAGUGUGAUGCGUGUUCUUACUGAUCGAAAAUCUGUUUAAAUACGUGACCUUUUUUAUAAACGAAAAACAUCACUUUGUAAAUUAGACCAAUCAAAUUUUGUUAAAUUAUCAAUUUUUUCACAGUGAGAAUUAAUGUUCGGGAAAGAUAAGAACUAGUACAGUGCCCGGGAUAGACGCGCAAAAUUCUCUCAUCUGUUUGUUAAAGUCAGCUCAAAACAAAUAUUUCAAUGUGAUAAUUUUUGAAGAACUUAUGUUUUGUAAAUUCAAUUUGUAAAAGAAAUACAGCUUUCACUAUAUGUA
Hydractinia symbiolongicarpus is the source of this 863-nucleotide messenger RNA. RefSeq names its product actin-related protein 2/3 complex subunit 5-B-like. The transcript is spliced from 5 exons. Lineage: Eukaryota; Metazoa; Cnidaria; Hydrozoa; Anthoathecata; Hydractiniidae. Gene Ontology annotation, biological process: regulation of actin filament polymerization; Arp2/3 complex-mediated actin nucleation; cell migration. Gene Ontology annotation, cellular component: Arp2/3 protein complex; actin cytoskeleton; cytoplasm. The record is from RefSeq and is a predicted model, not a curated record. Gene Ontology annotation, molecular function: actin filament binding. The coding region runs from base 153 to 602 and encodes 149 amino acids.